Messenger RNA from Rubroshorea leprosula, 3075 nucleotides. The record is from the annotation of a GenBank genome assembly. Lineage: Eukaryota; Viridiplantae; Streptophyta; Magnoliopsida; Malvales; Dipterocarpaceae.
ACAUUGACUGAAAUCCGAGCUGUGGUUUCCCAAUCUCACCUCUGCAUGAAGUUCCCAACUCCUAUGGGAAUAGCAACACUGCGAGGAAACCAAGAGGUGGCCAGACAUUGUUAUAUCACCUUAGUAACACAACCAACGAAGGGCAAAGAUCAGACACCCGAGGCCAUUCCCCAGCGAAUUCCUGAUACUCAGCAAGUUAUGGGUGUAGAGAUCGUCGAUAAUCAACCGGACGAUGAAGCCAGAGCUGCUCCAGUCGAAGAUGUUGAAGAAGUGCUCGUUGAUGACAGAGAUCCGAGCCGAAAGACACAGAUUGGAACUAGAUUGAACCCAGAGGAAAAGGUAAAUGGUAAAUGGCGAAUGUGCAUUGAUUAUACAAAUCUUAACCACGCCUGCCCCAAGGAUUGCUAUCCGAUGCUGAGCAUUGACAAAUUAGUUGAAGCGGCUUCAGGCAAUGAGAGGUUAAGCCUCUUGGAUGCAUAUUCUGGGUAUCACCAGGUGCCAAUGGCUCCCGAAGAUGAAGAGAAAACCUCGUUCUAUGCUAGCGAUGAAAUUUAUUGCUAUGUCAUGAUGCCGUUUGGCUUAAAGAACGCUGGUGCUACUUAUCAGAAAAUGGUGACCAUCGUCUUCCGAGCUCAGAUCGGCAAGAAUCUAAAGGUGUAUGUCGAUGACAUCGUAGUAAAGAGCCGGAAAGCAGAAGACCAUCUAGCCGAUCUCGAUGAAACCUUCAACAACCUCAGAAAGAACAGGAUGCUGUUGAAUUCAGCCAAAUGUAUUUUCAGCGUGGAGUCUGGAAAGUUUCUGGGUUUCAUGGUGUCCCGAAGAGGGAUUGAGGUCAAUCUAGAAAAAAUUAGAGCAAUUGCCAAGAUGGAACCACCGAAAUCAGUAAAAGAUAUACAGAGGUUGACUGGAAAAGUGGCAGCCCUUCAUCGAUUCAUAUCGAAGUCAGUAGAUAAGUGCCUGCCAUUCUUCAAGAUCAUGAGCUCACCACCUCUACUGACUAAGGCUGUCGAUGGAGAGAUUCUUUACUUGUACCUGGGGAUUUCAGAAGAGGCCAUUAGUUCAGUUCUGUUGAGAGAGGAAGCCAAGCAACAGAAACCAAUCUAUUAUAUCAGCAGUGUAUUACACGGAGCAGAGCUGAGAUAUCCUAUAGCAGAGAAAGUAGCACUAGCAGUUAUUCUGCAGAAACCAGAAUGUUCUGGAAGAUUAAUUAAGUGGGCAGUAGAACUGGGGGAGUUUGAGAUCACGUUUCAGCAGAGAUCCGCAAUCCGAGCUCAAGCACUAGCAGAUUUCAUUGUCGAAUGCACCCCAUGUCCUUCAACCUCUACUCCAGAGCCCAACGACUGGACCUUAUAUGUUGACAGAGCAUCUAGUAGCAAGGGUUCAGGGGCUGGCGCUCUCUUGAUUGGUCCAGAAGGAUACCGAAGCGAACAUGCCUUGAAGUUCAACUUUGAUGCGACAAAUAAUAUGGCUGAGUAUGAAGCUCUGCUACUUGGGCUACAGCUAGCAUUGGAGUUGAAAAUCAGUGCAAUUCAAGUAUACAGUGACUCCCAGUUGGUGGUAAACCAAAUUAACUCAAUUUGUGAAGUUGUUGAUCCCGUAAUGGUGAAGUAUGUAGCCUUGGUAGCCGAGCUGAAGUGCAGAUUCCAGAAAUUCUGUCUGAGUAAAAUCCCCAGAGCUGAGAAUGAACAGGCAGAUUCACUCUCCAAGUUUGCCUCUGACAGCUCUUUAAGUUCCAGAUCCGUUUUUGUAGAAAUCUUAGAUGAACCAAGCUUCAUGAAGCCUCGGGUGAUGGAGAUUAGCACAAACCCAGACACGCCGAGCUGGACUGAUUCAAUCGUCUCCUUUUUGCGAGAUGGGAUAGUACCUGAAGACAGGCAGGAGGCAAUGAAGUUGAGAAAGAAAGCAUCUCGGUAUACCCUCGUUGAUGGGGUCCUGUAUAAGAGAUCUUUCUCACUUCCUUUUUUACGGUGUUUAAACCCCUAUGAAGCUGAAUAUGCACUUCGAGAGGUGCAUGAGGGUGUCUGUGGGAGCCAUGUCGGUGCUAGGACUCUGGCUCACAAAGUCUUAAGGCAAGGAUAUUACUGGCCAAACAUGCAUAAAGAUGCCAUUUACUUUGUUCAGAAAUGCCCGAAAUGUCAAUUCUUCGCACAUCUGACUCACCAACCGGCAGAGGAACUCACGAACAUGGUAGCACCGUGGUCAUUUGGUCAGUGGGGAUUGGAUCUUUUAGGCCCAUUCAUGAAAGGGGUUGGAGGUGUAACCCAUCUGGUUGUUGGUGUGGAUUAUUUCACAAAGUGGGUAGAAGCUCGGCCUUUAUCUAGUCUUACUUCUAAGAAGGUCGAAGAUUUUGUUUUCAGCUCGAUCAUCUGCAGAUAUGGGAUCCCGAAUCAGAUUGUGGCUGAUAAUGGAACUCAAUUCAAUUGCUCCUCAUUCCGAGAUUUCUGUUCCAGUUAUGGGAUUAAGUUGCAGUUCACCUCCGUUUACCAUCCGGAGUCCAAUGGCAUGGUUGAAUCUGUUAACAAAUGCAUUUUAGAAGGUAUAAAGCCGAGAUUGGAACAGCAUAAGGCCAAGUGGGCAGACGAGCUCAACAAUGUCCUCUGGGCAUACAGAACCACGAGCCAAACUGCCACAGAUGAAACACCCUACCACUUGGCCUUUGGUACCGAAGCAGUCAUUCCUGUUGAAAUAGGAGUCCCAAGCUUCCGGGUCACCCAUUUCGAUGAAGGGCGAAAUGGACAACUGCUUCGGGAAAACCUUGAUCUGCUUGCCGAAGUCAGAGAAGAAGCUCGGCUUUGAACUCUUGUAAACAAGCAGUAGCUAGCCAACUUCUACAAUAAACGGGUCCACCCUCAAACUUUCAAAGUAGGAGACCUUGUUCUCAGAAAAGCUGGCCUAACGGGGUUCGAAACUCGUUUUGGCAAACUUGCCCCAAAUUGGGAAGGCCCUUAUGCCGUGGCCGAAGUGCCACAUCCUGGUGCCUAUAUUCUCCAAGAUGCUGAAGGAAUGAGAGUUCCUAGAGUCUGGAAUGUCAAUAACUUGAAGAAAUUUUACCCCUAAUAAAAUUCUUUCAAGUGU